Molecule: messenger RNA, 4268 nt
Organism: Pteropus alecto (black flying fox)
Lineage: Eukaryota; Metazoa; Chordata; Mammalia; Chiroptera; Pteropodidae
Gene: LRATD2
Product: family with sequence similarity 84 member B
Exons: 2
Coding region: 569-1501 (310 amino acids)
Source: RefSeq, a predicted model, not a curated record
CUCAGGCUCCGGGAGCGAGCGCCUGUCUCUUUAAAUGCCAGGGGCUGCGCUCCCUCCCGGGGAGCCUGGAGCCGGAUCUACAAUCCCGUUCCUCCCGCUCCCGCGCUUGUUGCUCGCCCGGCCCGAGCGGGAGCUGCGGCUGUCCAGCAGCCAGGCUUCUUCCUUCUCCUCCUUCUCGCGUCCUACCUCCCCCAAGAGCCAGUUGAGGGGGCGCAGCAGCCCCAGCAGGAGGCAGGAGGUGCGGGUGAACAGGCAUUGCCCCCCCCACCCUCAAGUCUUGAGGCGCUACGUAGCCGCGGGAACAAGACAUGCGUCGCUCCCCCCUUCCCAGUCUCGCUGCUGCCCGCGCCCGGAGAGGAGGUACUGCGAGGUCCACACCUGCAAAGUCGCCCUAGAAGUCUCAGGGUGCGGCGGGGAGCCCCUCCCCGCUCUCCAGGGCCUCCACCUCUCGGCGGGUGAGUUUGCGCAGGUGGUCUCAGCCCCUGUCCGGGGACCUGUGCCAAUGACCCUAGUGGUGGUUUCGCUUUCUCUCCUUUCGGCGGCGUGAACGUGUGUCAGCAGCAGCGUGAUGGGCAACCAGGUGGAGAAACUGACCCACCUAAGUUAUAAGGAAGUUCCCACCGCCGACCCGACGGGCGUGGACCGGGACGACGGGCCUCGCAUCGGGGUCUCCUACAUAUUCUCCAAUGACGACGAGGACGUGGAGCCGCAACCGCCACCCCAGGGGCCCGAUGGCGGUGGCUUGCCGGACCGCGGGGAUGGGCCGCAGCUUCCCCCGCCGCAGCCCUAUGACCCGCGGCUGCACGAGGUGGAGUGCUCCGUGUUCUACCGCGACGAGUGCAUCUACCAGAAAAGCUUCGCGCCCGGCUCCGCGGCGCUGAGCACCUACACGCCCGAGAACCUGCUCAACAAGUGCAAGCCUGGAGACCUGGUGGAGUUCGUGUCGCAGGCGCAGUACCCGCACUGGGCGGUAUACGUGGGCAACUUCCAGGUGGUGCACUUGCACCGGCUGGAGGUGAGCAAUAGCUUCCUGACGGACGCGAGCCAGGGCCGGCGCGGCCGCGUGGUGAACGAUCUGUACCGCUACAAGCCACUGAGUCCCAGCACAGUGGUUCGCAACGCGCUAGCGCACGUGGGCGCCAAGGAGCGAGAGCUGAGCUGGCGCAACUCUGAGAGCUUCGCCGCCUGGUGCCGCUAUGGCAAGCGCGAGUUCAAGAUCGGCGGGGAGCUGCGCAUCGGCAAGCAGCCCUACCGGCUGCAGAUCCAGCUCUCUGCGCAGCGCAGCCACACGCUCGAGUUCCAGAGCCUGGAGGAUCUGAUCAUGGAGAAACGGCGCAACGACCAGAUAGGGCGCGCGGCCGUGCUGCAGGAGCUCGCCAUGCACCUGCACCCCGCCGAGCCGGAAGAGGGCGACAGCGACGCCGCGCGGACUACGCCGCCUCCCGAGCGCCCCCCUGCGCCCGGCCAGGAAGAGGAGGACCGAGAGGUGGUGGUGCAGUGACCGGCGAGCUGGAGGAAGAGCUGUGAGAGGGAGCUGUUUGCAGCAGGCGCUGCUCUUUCUCUCCUCUCCCUCCCUCCUCCACCACCCUCUGGGCUCCUUCUGGGCUCCUGGGCCAGUUGGAAAAUGGAGGGUUCGUGAAAGGCACAGCCAGCUGUAGCUUGGUCUUGUUAUCUUGGACUGAGGAGGAAGAGGGAGCAGGUAGGAGCAUUUUGGCUGGGGGCACUUCCUGUUUGCCCUCUAGAUGCGUCUUCCUUUCUGAGGUGGGGCAAACUGUGGACGUGCCUGACGGUUAAUCUCUGUUCGACCUGGGUCCAAAAUCGACUCUUUGUACGCACGCGGGGGUGCAGAAAAGUUCAGAGUACCAGUGCCUGCCAUUGCCCCCUCCCGGCUUCUCUCCUACCCUAGGCUUUGAGGAUGCCCUAUCCUAAGGCCAGAGGGCCGUUUGUCUGCUACCCUUGUGGAGCUGUGUGUGGGAUUCGGGAGGCUGGGAUGAUUUAUGGAAUUCCUGGGUGCAAAGCUGGAGAAACUAGGACCAGAUCUGGGAGCAGCAGACCAAAACCAAACAGCCACCUGUGAAGUGUAGCAAAUAAGUAAACUUGGGCUACAAAACAAAGACUUUACUACCUCCCCCCUCCCCAUCCCCAAGUAAUUCAUCUUCUGGAGCUGCCUUCUAGCGGAGUCUCCUGCUUUCUCCUCCACCCGCACUUUCCCGGUUGCAAGUAAUCAUUGUCAUGGGCCAGCUAGGGGAAGGAUUAGUUAUGGUUCUGUUUGGCCGCCUUUGUUUCUUGCCUGCUGUUGUAGGCACUUAGCGCUGUGUUAUUUGUCAUCAAAGAAGGGAAUAGCCCUUUGUGUCUCUGAUCUGAUCAAACCUGCUUGGCUGUGUUCAUCCACAGGUCACACAUAGGGUUGGCUGGUGCCACCUUAUAGAGUAUCCACUACAGAAGCAGCCAAACAGGGUUGUCUUGGCAGGAAUUAGUGAAUUACUCCUACUCUCCACUGAACCCCAUUCCUGAACAGUGAAGGUAUAACCUUUUAAAAAUAUAAGGCUUUGGUAGUGGUCCUGUGAAUUUUAAUUUUCCUUCACUGGCCCAUCCCUCUCACUUUUGUUUUGCUACUGGUAAAAUCUUAGGCUUGAAGCAUAUUUCAAUGAUAAGUAUUUAUUUUGGUAGCCACACUCGAUGCACACAUAAUUCAAGAUGCAAAGUCCUGUUACAGUGCAGGAGUCCCUUCGGAAUGCUUUUUCAAUUAAGGGCGGUGAAAGUAAUCACAAAUGCCACCUGGUGUAGUCAGUGCCGAAUCUGGUGACAGUUCUAAAACACAGGUUACGAUCGUGGGAUCUGUUGGCAGCAGGCUGGCCAAUACUAUCUGGAUCUGUUGCCGAGCUGUUUGUUUUACUAUGAGGCUUUAAAAGAGUUUUUACAACCUGUCUCUUGUAUUCCUGUGAGCUCUUUAAUGAUUCACACCCUCAAUUUCAGAAUGCUGCACACUGGCAUUACCUAAUACUGUCUCAAAAGUUGAGUAAAGUUUUUCUUUCUCUUGGGAGUCAUGAGAGAUUACACUGAACAAAUCAUUUUGUGACCUAAUUCUUACAGUGGGAGUAGCUUCAUACUUGAGUGCUCUACAGCCAUGGUCAUCCAUUAGACCCGGCCUGAAGAUCUCUAAAUCAAGGCAACAAGACUUGAAGGAUUUUUCUUUCUUUCUUUCUUUUUUUAAAAAGCCUACAGCACCUGGUCUUCCUAGGUGCUCUCCCAUCCAAAUACUAACUAGGCCCAACCCUGCUUAGCUUCCAAGAUCAGAUGAGAUCGGGCGUGUUCAGGGUGGCAUGGCCAUAGACUUGAAGGAUUUCUUUGUAUACUUUUUUUCAAACUUGGAAAUCGAGGCCAUAAUUUUGAAAAACCUUCAUAGCACUUCAACAUGACAUUUAAUUACAGGGCAUUAGCUGUGUUUCCUGUUUUUAUAGGAAUCACCAAAGAGGUCCUAUCACUUUGUUAAAGAUAAACCACGCUCAGCCCCAGUCUGUGACUUCGACAUCGGUCUCCUGUUGGAAAUGUAGAUCUGGUUUCGUAAAUCUCCCCGCUUUGUCUUUGUAUUCUCUCGCUCAUGGAAAAGCUGAGCAGGAUAAACACGGGUAAAGCCAUGUUGAAGAGAGCCUGUUACAUCUAAUGGAUUUGGAUUUCUUUUAUGCUUAACACAGUAGCGAAAAUUGAAAGUAAUGACCAGUAUGCAGACAGCAGGAAGGAGGAAGAACAGCGCAGUACCGUCCAGCAGCUCUGGGCGGCUUGGCCAGCCCUUCCGCUGCCCCAUCUCUGUCUCUCUCUUUUGCCCUCGAAUGGAAAGUGAAUGUCAUUGGUCAUACUGAGGUAUAGCAGUGACUACCUGUUGUUGCAAAUGAACUGUUUUUUGAGAAGUCUCAGCAUGAAGGAAGAACUCCUGUAAAGGUCUACGCCAACAGCAGCAUCCUGCCUCUAAAGAAGAGGUUUUUGAUAACAGGGCUUGAAAAUGAACUAGAAGAGGAAAUAGGUCAACUUCAGACGCUGCCUUCCCAUGUAAAGCAAGUAUUUUUACAGGACGCCAGAGAUGUGAAAUAUAUACUUGGGAACAGAGAUUCCAUUGGAAGCUUUCUUCGGGUUCUAAAGCUUCAGGUAAAGCAACAGCCCUGUGAAGGUGCCAAGAAAGGAGAAUCAGAUCAACUCUUUGCUCCUUCCUCAAGAUGGCAGUGUUGUGGAUAACUGAGUUUUAAUGCCAGGUAAUGGCUACACCUGGCACU